Messenger RNA from Trametes versicolor FP-101664 SS1, 684 nucleotides. RefSeq lists its product as uncharacterized. The transcript is spliced from 4 exons. The record is from RefSeq and is a predicted model, not a curated record. NCBI's taxonomy places the organism in Eukaryota, Fungi, Basidiomycota, Agaricomycetes, Polyporales, Polyporaceae. The coding region runs from base 1 to 684 and encodes 227 amino acids.
AUGAACGUUCAACCCAAUACAUCCUCCUUCAAGAUACCGAAGGAGGAACCGGUCUGGGUCCUCGGAUACCCGUACAACAUGCACGUUGCAUUCAAGAUCGCCCGCCGGUUUGGGAAGGAACUCAAAGGCCGCAAGGGAUACCCGCCGCUGAAGGACGAAUGGGACGUCUACCGCGACUUCGACGCAAACCUAGCAAACACACCGAUCAGCUCCCCGUGGGGCAGCAAGGAAGGCGGGCGCGCGAUGUCGAUCUUGCGCUGGUCUGCGGACCUUCUGAUGUGGGAGACAGGGGACCAGUGCAUAGUCGACAGCCACACGAACGUCCACCGGCGACGGUCUACCAAGCAGAGACUCAUAGUCGAGAAGGCCUGGAACUUCAAGGACCUUGAUAUCGAGAUAUAUCGAGCUGCGAACGAGCUCCCGGAGCAGGGGGUUCUCGAUGUACUGCGGAAGUACUUGGGCAAGCCGCGGUGGUUCUUGUACUGGGGGUACAUCGAGAGGAACAAGCUGCUUCCUGCUCUGCAGAGCGGCGCGUUUCAGGCUAUGGUCGGAAUGGAUGUUGAUCCCGCCUCUAAUGAUGCACAGGUGGCACAGUCUUCCAUGGAUGUCGGGGAAACGGCUGCUACUGAAGCCGAGGAGGAGCAUGCCCGCGAAUUCGCCAAGCUAUCGAUAACCGAUGCUUGA